AUGGAAGGACCACCUCCCGUAUGUUUUCGCCAGUGUUCCUUCACUUACGGAGCUGAACCAUCGACGUUGCACAUAUCGCAGCAGUGCUUCUCCGAUUAUGUUUGGAUCCUUGUAACGGAAGAUGAUACAUGUGUGCCUGGUGUAGUGCUUCGCUUUGACCCGCAUGAUGCCGGCCCUUGUGUGGGUUGUGAGAGUCUUAAUAAUUUACCUUCACUUCCGUGUGAGUAUCUGUUAGGCGUACGGGAUCAUGCGCUGACGAAUAUACUUUCUAGUGCCAUUGCACAUGCCAUUCAAUCAGUAGGUGAGCAACGACCACUUCUAUUGUGCGUCAGCGCAGCGAAGACGGCGAAAAGGCUGCAGACGACGGAGGAGCGCAUGUCAUUUGUGCGGAUGGUUAGAGAAAAGGUUGUAGCAUUGGCUAAAGGAGAGACGUGUUGA
Messenger RNA from Trypanosoma brucei brucei TREU927, 438 nucleotides. RefSeq lists its product as hypothetical. The record is from RefSeq and is a predicted model, not a curated record. Gene Ontology annotation, biological process: proteasome assembly. The transcript has a single exon. The coding region runs from base 1 to 438 and encodes 145 amino acids. NCBI's taxonomy places the organism in Eukaryota, Euglenozoa, Kinetoplastea, Trypanosomatida, Trypanosomatidae.